Messenger RNA from Saccostrea cuccullata (small rock oyster), 1843 nucleotides. Its product is annotated as glutathione S-transferase 1-like. NCBI's taxonomy places the organism in Eukaryota, Metazoa, Mollusca, Bivalvia, Ostreida, Ostreidae. Bases 127 to 735 code for a protein of 202 amino acids. Gene Ontology annotation, biological process: glutathione metabolic process. The record is from RefSeq and is a predicted model, not a curated record. The transcript has 4 exons. Gene Ontology annotation, molecular function: glutathione transferase activity.
CUUAGACCGGGAUAUGUAGAGGAUAACUUUGAUAUUUGUAUCACCCUGUAGCAUAGGUAUACACACAUAACAGAGAAUUUAAAUAGAGCACAUAUAACUUGACCAGGUAAGUGUCUAACACUCAACAUGCCGACCUACAAACUGAUGUACUUUGAGAGUAAAGGGCGUGCCGAGGUGAUUAGACUGGCCCUAACUGUAGCAGGACAAGAAUUCGAGGACAAGAGGGUUACAAGAGAAGAAUGGCUGGAAGUCAAACAUACUAUCCCUCAGAAGCAGUUGCCAUGCCUUGAGGUGGAUGGACAAUUCAUUUCCCAGUCUGGUGCGAUCCUACGAUACAUUGGACGGGCAUUCGGUUUAUAUGGAGAAAAUAACGAAGAAAAUACACGCAUUGACGUCAUUCUCGGUGCUACGGAGGAUUUCCUGAAACAUGUUAUUGCUGUAUAUUACGAGAAGGACGAAACCAGAAAAGCAGAACUGAAGAAAGAUCUAGAAGAAAACAAACUGCCUGAGUUCUUUGAUUUAUUGGAGGAAAUUUUAAAGGAACACAAUGGAGGGGAUGGGUUCUUAGUAGGAAAUAAAUUGUCGAUCGCCGACCUUAUGAUUUUCGACACAACAGAUCAAGUAGCUGGUUAUGUUACUACUCCGCCUUUUCCGCCCAAGCUUGGGGCUUUGAUAGAGAAAGUGAAAAACAAUCCCAGAAUUAAGGAGUACAUCUCAAAACAAGCCUCAAAAUAAACAGUAGCGUUGGACACUGUGAAUUGUGCCACCGACAUUAAUGAUGCUGUUCAAUGUACGUCUGAAGAGCAUUGGUUGAAGCUAAGCAGUGACUAUUAUUGAGUAUACUGAAAUAUUUAACUAACUUUGAUAUCAAAGUUCGAAACGUAUUAACAUUGUUUAUCAAGCGCGCCAUACAGCACUGACAUAUUCCUGUAGAAUUAUUUAUCUUAAAAACACCACAUAAAGGUAAACAAUGAUAAAAUACAUCAGAAAACAUGAACUUUUGCAGCUCAUCUGAGCUGAAAGCUAAAGUGAGCUUUCAGGUCACCCAUUGUCCGUCUUCUUUCCGUCUGUCCGUCAGUCUGUAAAUAUUUCACAUUUUCAACUUUUUCUCAAGAAAAUCAUGUCAAAUUUUGAUCAAACUUGUUACAAAGCAUACUUAGAUGAAGGGGAGUUUAAAUUGCUAAAAUAAAGGACCAAUUCCCCUUCAAGGGUAGGUAAUCAAGAAAAGACAGAAAUAGGAUGGAGUCAUUAAAAAAAUCUUUUCAAGAACCACUGGACCAGAAAAGCUGAAACUAAUGUGGAAGCAUCCUGGGGUAGUGAAGUUUCUAAAUUGUUCAAAUUAUGACCCCCCACCCCCGGGUAUAGCAGGGCCAAAUAGAGAAUCCAAGUUUUACAUAGAAAUAUAUAGGAAAAAGCUUUUAACAACUUUGAUAAUAUCAAGAAAAAAUUUAGAAAUCUUCUUCUCAAGAACCACCGGCCAAUAAAAGCUGAAACUUACGUGGAAGUAUCCCGGGGUAUUUUAGAUUCUAAAUUGUUUGAAUCGUGACUUUUGAGGAUAGGACGGGGUUACAAAGAGGGAAAUCUGUUGAAGAACAGAAUGGCCAAAGUUACUCAGGUGAGCUAUGUGGCCCAUGGGUCUCUUGUUAUUUAUUGUUUCUGAGGAUAUGCAUUCUUAAUGCUUUUUAUCCAAUGAUUUUUCUACAUGGUUCAUUUUUUUGUUAAUCAGAGUAAGUUAAAGUGCUCGGUGUUGAGAAUUUAUAUAUACUUACUUAAUUGUUGAUAAAACAAAAAAUGUCAUGUUAUAUAUUUAUUCAAAUGAAGUACUUUAAAGGAUAAUAUUUGG